Messenger RNA from Cyphellophora attinorum, 1764 nucleotides. RefSeq names its product Protein SGE1. Lineage: Eukaryota; Fungi; Ascomycota; Eurotiomycetes; Chaetothyriales; Cyphellophoraceae. Gene Ontology annotation, molecular function: transmembrane transporter activity. Gene Ontology annotation, biological process: transmembrane transport. Gene Ontology annotation, cellular component: membrane. Bases 1 to 1764 code for a protein of 587 amino acids. The record is from RefSeq and is a predicted model, not a curated record. The transcript is spliced from 10 exons.
AUGGCAUCCAAAGGAGCCCCUCAACAGCUAGGCAACGACAAGGUCGAUGCCUCUGUGACACAUUCCGAAGACGUUCCGGCAAUGGCUGAAACUGAGCAAGAACUAUAUACGACACGCAAGAUUGAUGCUCGGACCGUGCUGGGCAUACUAGCAUUGGCCAUCACAUACGAGUCAUGCUUGUUUUCAUUCGUUCUGCCGGUGGCAGUCCUGUUGAACAUCAACCAAGACAUCGGCCCCUCCAUGAACAUCGCCUGGGUGGUGACUGCAUGGUCACUCUCCGGCGCUGUGAUUAUGACCGUUGCCGGCAGACUCAGCGACAUUUUUGGGCGUCGCAACUUCUUUUUGGCAGGCAAUACUUUGGGGAUUAUUGGAUGCGCUAUCAAUUCCAGGGCCCACAACGUCUCGCUUGUGAUACUCGGAAAUACAUUCAUCGGCUUGGCUGGUGGACUUCAGCAACUUGCCUGGGCGGCGGUUAACGAGCUUGUGCCGAAGAAGCAUCGAGGCACGACAUUGGGCAUAGUGACACUCGUCUCUUUACCAGGCUCUGCCUUUGGAGCACCCAUAGCAUACAGCAUCAUCCGAGUAGCAGACUGGCGCUGGACCUUUUACAUAUCCUUGAUCGUCAACGCCCUCGCUUUUGUACUGAUCAUGAUCUGCUACUGGCCUCCAGACUUCCUCACUCUUCACCCGGAGGGCAAGAGCAGACGCCAACAGGUCGCAGAGCUCGAUUUUGUUGGUAUAACUCUCUUUGCGGGCGGUCUCACUGUGUUCCUCAUCGGCAUAGGGUUUGGAGGAAACCCAUAUCGGUGGACGAGCGCCACUGUCUUGUGUCCAUUGAUCCUGGGCGGCCUCUGUGUCUUUGUUGCCUUCCCACUGUGGGAGGUAUACAGUCCGGAGACGACUGCCAAGAUCUGUCCUCCUCAUCUCUUUCGAAAUGUGAGGACUGUGGUUGUUCCGUACGGCGUGACGUUCGUAACUGGAAUGGCCCUGAUCAGCCUCGGGACUUUGUGGCCGCAACAAAUCGCUCGACUGUUUACCACAGAUCCGAGUACAGUCGGUUGGUAUGCACUUGCGAACCAAGGGAGUGCGACUGUCGGCUUGCUGAUUUUCGCGCAAACCUUUGGAACGCUCCGUCGGACCCGGUGGCAGUUCAUCUUUGUCGUCACUAUCAUGGCUCUCUUCUUGGCACUCAACGCUACCGUCACACAGCACACGCCCGCGCGAGCCAUCGCCUUCGUAGGCAUUGCCUCGGCCAUGAUAGGUGCCACGAAUUGCGUCGCAACACUUAUAGUACAGCUGGGCGCCAAGGACGAAGAUAUUGGAUUGGCGACUGGGCUGCUAAAUUCCAUUCGUGCUGUUGGUGGUGCCGUUGGAGUAGCCAUCUAUUCAAGUUUGCUCAACAACCGAAUAGCAGACACGUGGGCCGUCGAAGUGGGCGAAGCGGUUGUGGAGGCUGGCCUGCCACCAACUUCUGUCGCAACCUUUCUCGGGGCAUUGCAAAUCGCGAACUUGACCGCUCUGGAGGACUUCAACGCCACCGUACUGGGAGUCGGCCUAGAUGCUCAGAAGACGGUAUACGUCGGUGCAUUCCAGUUGGUCUAUCUGGUGACAAUCGCCUUCGGGGGCCUAGCGGUAUUCGGUGCUUUGUUUGUCGGAGGCGUUGAUGACAAGCUGACCAGACAAGUCAACGUUCAGCUUGAGCGGCCACACCUGGUGGGGCACAGGAAGGAUGAGCUAGAAACAACUGAUGAGGAGAAGCACUGA